CUUCACCACCACACCUACAAGAAAGCCCUAAGAAAUGUCAAAUCUGAAAUGGGGCUUUGUGCUUACUAUCUUCAUUUUCAUCACAAAGCUUCAUGUGGGUAGUUGUUACUCAAGUUCAUCUUCAGACCCAAGUGCCCAGCAAAAGCUGGACAGAGUUUCAGAGCUGCCUGGUCAAACCUUUGAUGUGAGCUUUGCACACUAUGCUGGGUACAUCACAGUCAACGAGGAAGGUGGGAGAGCUCUGUUCUAUUGGUUCUUUGAGGCUACUGAGGACCCUUCUUCCAAGCCUCUCGUUCUUUGGCUCAAUGGAGGGCCUGGAUGUUCAUCAAUUGCAUACGGAGAGGCUGAGGAAAUUGGACCUUUUCACAUUGAAAAAGAUGGGAAGACUCUUUAUUUGAACCCGUAUUCUUGGAAUCAAGUCGCUAAUAUACUAUUUCUUGACUCCCCGGUUGGUGUUGGUUACUCGUAUUCAAACAUCUCCUCUGAUCAUCUGAACAAUGGAGAUAAAAGAACUGCUGCUGAUUCGCUAGCAUUUUUGUUGAAGUGGUUUGAAUGUUUUCCUCAGUAUAAAGGAAGGGACUUUUAUAUCACGGGAGAGAGCUAUGCAGGACAUUAUGUUCCUCAGCUUAGCCAGGCCAUUGUAAGGCACACCAGGGUGAAAAAGGAAAAACUAAUCAACUUAAAGGGUUACAUGGUGGGAAAUGCUUUGAUUGAUGAUCAUUAUGACCACUUGGGAAUUUUCCAAUUUAUGUGGUCAGCUGGAAUGAUUUCUGAUCAAACUUACAAGCAGCUGAAUGUUUUCUGCGAUUUCCAAUCAUUUAUACACACCUCAGAGAAUUGUGAUAAGAUUCUAGACAUUGCUAGCGAAGAACUUGGGGAAAUUGACCCUUAUAGCAUUUUUACUCCACCCUGCAAUGCUAAUUUUAGAAUAUCAAAUCAGCUAUUGAAAAGAUGGCAUAAGGUUGGCCACAUCAGCCAGAAGUAUGAUCCAUGCACCGAAGAGCACUCAACUGUGUAUUUCAAUUGGCUUGAGGUUCAAAAGGCUCUUCACGUUGAUGAAAUGCAUGCUCCAUCUAAGUGGGUAACAUGCAGUGAGGAGAUAAAUUCUAAUUGGAAGGAUUCUCCUAGUUCCGUGCUGGACAUCUAUCACGAGCUUAUACAUUCAGGACUUCGUAUCUGGGUAUUCAGCGGUGAUACAGAUUCUGUACUUCCAGUUACAUCUACCCGGUACAGUAUAGAUGCUCUCGGACUUCCAACUGUGAGUCCUUGGCGUGCUUGGUACGAUGAUGGCCAGGUGGGCGGAUGGACCCAGGAGUACAAAGGACUAAAUUUUGUUACUGUGAGAGGAGCUGGCCAUGAAGUCCCUCUGCAUAGGCCCAAACAAGCUCUUACCCUGUUGAAGUCUUUCUUAGCAGGAACCUCAAUGCCUACACUGAAACAAGUCAGUGAUUCUUAAAAAUAUGCUUCCCCGCAUCGGUCCAUUUUUUCCGCAAAACGGGAAGUACGCUGUUUGUCAUAGGGAUGCAAUAUUGAUUCGCCACCAUGGAGUGAUGGACUGCUUUAGGCAAGCAACAAUAGAUCUUGAUGGUUAUAGUGACAAAUUGUCUUUGAAUAAAGGAUUUAUUGGGUGCUUAGUUGCAAAUCCGCCACAGGUUUGAUGCCUCAAUUUUACUUGUAGGUGGUUGUGCAUAGGGUUUGAUUUCACAAUUUAAGCUUCAGUUUGCCUGUGUGCCUGAAACCAGAUCGGAAUCUCAAUUGACAUGUUAGUUUUGAACUUUUGAUGGGUUUCUGUCUGUCAAAAGUACUUGAAUUCUAUCGAAAAAUAUUUGGUGGAAGUGCAUGACAUGAGUAAGUUCUUGUGC
Molecule: messenger RNA, 1862 nt
Organism: Ilex paraguariensis (yerba mate)
Lineage: Eukaryota; Viridiplantae; Streptophyta; Magnoliopsida; Aquifoliales; Aquifoliaceae
Source: the annotation of a GenBank genome assembly